GACGUCAAACAGCUGGGUUGCUGAUAAGAUAAAGCAUCGCGUGGAAAAAUAAUUCCACUGCAGCGAAGUCAUUCCCCGCGAAUCCCGUGGGCCCCUCUAAUUUUUUCGGCGUUUGGAUCCGGUCAUUGGCUUGGAGAGAGAGACAUUUGGACCCUGACUCAAUCAAUUCGGUUUCCGUACUGUUUGGCUUUUGGGCUUUUGAUUCUCGUCAAUUAUCGCCUGUUUUUCCUCUCUUGACUCAUAAGAUACCUAGUACUAGUACUUAUUUCCCCUCUUUCUCCUCCAUCAUCAUCUCUCAAUUCUCUCAAUUCUCUCAAUUCCCUCUACUCUUGUGCCAAGUUUAGAUACAGACAUCGCCACCAUGCCUACCUCCGAAGACGGAAAGAAAAGAUCCCACGAUGUCGCAAGCAUCUCGGGCUCAUCAUCCAGCAGCGACGAUUCUCGCAGACGCCGUCGCGAGCGCAAGGAGAAGAAGAGAAAGAACGGCGAUGCUGUUGCUGUCAAUGGCGCAAAGCCGAGUGCGUUCGCUCAGCGUCGCAAUAGCUUGGCCAAAGCUUCGCGAGAUCCCCGCGAUGAACCCAUCCCCAAGAAGCGUCGCGCUGCAGCUCAGAGCGUUCCUGAAGAAGGCGCUGUGGUGAAGACUAGAUCUCCUAGUCCUGUCAUUGACUUUGAUGGGCUCAGUCGGCCCAGUCGUGGGACGAGAGAGCGGAGGGAGGAGACGGAGGAGCAGCAGGCUGAGCGAUUGGAUCGUAUGCGAGGUGCUGUGCGCACUCUGCUAGAGUGUGUUGGUGAAGAUCCUGAUCGCGAGGGUCUUCUCGACACUCCUUCGCGCUACGCAAAGGCGCUGCUCUUCCUGACCAAGGGAUACCAGGUCAAUGUUGAAGACAUCGUGAACAAUGCUCUGUUCAGAGAGGGACACAGUGAAAUGGUUAUCGUGAAGGACAUUGAAGUUUUCUCUCUGUGCGAGCAUCAUCUCGUACCAUUCACCGGCAAGAUGCAUAUCGGCUACAUCCCCAACGAGACCGUCAUCGGCCUUUCCAAGCUCCCCCGAAUCGCAGAGAUGUUCGCCCGCCGUCUACAGAUCCAAGAACGCCUCACCAAAGAAGUCGCCCACGCCAUCAUGGAGAUCCUCAAGCCCCAGGGCGUCGCUGUAGUCAUGGAGUCGAGCCACUUGUGCAUGGUGAUGCGCGGUGUUGAAAAGACGACUACCAGCACCAUCACGAGCUGUGUUCUUGGCUGCUUUGAGAAGAAGUCCAAGACGCGCAAUGAGUUCCUCAACCUUAUUGGUAUUAACCGAUAGAGUAAACCGGUCGGAGGUUUGAGCCGAAGCAAUCUUCAACAUGCUUAUGAUGGAAACGAUAAGCCUAUGAAGAACAUUCACCAUG
This is a messenger RNA of Fusarium redolens, 1385 nucleotides long. RefSeq lists its product as uncharacterized. Lineage: Eukaryota; Fungi; Ascomycota; Sordariomycetes; Hypocreales; Nectriaceae. Gene Ontology annotation, biological process: tetrahydrofolate biosynthetic process; tetrahydrobiopterin biosynthetic process. The record is from RefSeq and is a predicted model, not a curated record. Gene Ontology annotation, molecular function: zinc ion binding; GTP binding; GTP cyclohydrolase I activity. Gene Ontology annotation, cellular component: cytoplasm. The transcript has 4 exons. Bases 362 to 1300 code for a protein of 312 amino acids.